CAGCCGCCUAGGGCUUAGACAUCAGAGGGGUGCAGUACUGACCUUUAAGGGUCACAGUUUUAUACAAAUUAGCUGUUUUAAGAAAAAACGUAUUUCUCCUUACAGCUUCCGCAAUGCCUGGUUUCCACCUCUCUUCAGUUUUGUGCUUCUUCAUUGUCUUCCUGUUUUCACUGACCUCCAAUGCUGCCUCUGAAGAUGAUACUGUGGUGAUCACCAGCAGUGGCCCUAUUAAAGGCAAGCAAGUCCCGGCUGGCUCUGGCUCUGUGAUGGCCUAUCUGGGCAUCCCCUAUGCUGAACCCCCUGUGGGGAAAUUACGUUUCCAGAAGCCCCUUCCACAUCAACCAUGGAGUCAGGUCUUGGAGGCCACCAGCUUUGGCAACGCAUGCCCCCAGUUCAUUUUUACAAACUUCACUGAGGCAGACCUAUGGGCUGCAAAUCGACCACUCUCAGAAGAUUGUCUCUUCCUCAACGUCUGGGUGCCCCAUCCACGACCUUCUUCACCAACUCCUGUACUUGCCUGGUUACAUGGAGGGUCAGGAUUUCUCACUGGCACAGCUUCCCUGGACAUGUACAAUGGAGCAUUCUUAGCUGAACAAGAGAGUCUUGUUGUGAUCUCUUUGAAUUACCGCCUGGGGGCUCUAGGCUUCCUCUCAUUGCCACCAGCUGCCCCAGGAAACAUGGGCUUCAUGGACCAACAGCUAGCACUGAAGUGGGUACAGGAGAAUGCAGCUGCCUUUGGUGGAGAUCCCACUCGAGUGACCAUUUUUGGCCAUAAUGCUGGGGCAGUCUUUGUGAGUCUACAUCUCCUGUCACCAAGUAGCCAGGAUCUUUUUGCCAAAGCCGUGCUGCAGAGUGGAACUCCCAAUACAGUUUGGGCUUGGAGGAGUCCUGAAGAGGCCAAGCAGAGAUCCCUUGCUUUCGGCCAGCUGCUGGGAUGUGCAGAAGACGGUGAUGCUGCUUUUUUGAGCUGCCUACAAGAGAAAGAUGCCAAGGAAUUCAGUCAGUAUGAGUUAUCUUUAAUUCUAAAAAGGGUUCUAGAUGUUCCCUUCUUGCCAACAAUAGAUGAUGAGUUUUUGCCUGACGAGCCACAGAAGCUUCUGGAGGCUGGGAGAAUUCAGCAUAAACCAGUUCUCAUUGGUGUCACCUCCGAUGAAGCGUCUGCCUUUGUGCCAUAUUUUUUCCCUCAUGCCAAUGAUGGCCUAAUUACUUGGGAACAGCUUUUGAAAGCCACAGGGAUGAUGGUGCAAAAUCUAACUGAAGAAGAUGUUCAGGCUGUGGCACUGAAGUACAGUGAAGAAGACAGUGGUCCAGGGCGGUUCCGUUGGGCCAUGUCACAAUCUUUUAGUGAUUACUUCUUUGUAUGCCCAGCAGCUGAAUUUGCUGCAAAAGUCCGAGAAGCCGGGAAUCCUCUGUACUUUUACUCCUUCAGACAUCACACCUCUGGCUCUGUUUGGCCUGAGUGGAUUGGGGCACCCCAUGGUGCUGAGAUACCUUAUGUUUUUGGGACCCUCGAGUCAGUGUUGGGUGUCAACCAAACAUACACAGAGGCCGAGGCUGCACUGAGCCGUAGGAUGAUGCACUACUGGGCAGAGUUUUCCAGAACUGGGAAGCCCACAGGUUCAGGAGCCAGUGGAGAAGAGUGGCCGCUCUAUAACGUCACACAGCCGAACUUCUUCCACCUUGACACCGAGCCAUCGCCAGUGACACAGAGAGCACCUUUGCGACACUGUGACUUCCUGAAAGAGCAUUUGGCAAAGCCAAACAAAUCUGGAGAGGUUCCCAAAUCACCAGGCAAGGAGGGGGAGGGGGAAUUUGAAUCCAGUAUUCAGUAGCGGAAAUCCCAAGGAAAGAGCACAUCAAGACAUUUCAGAGAAGCCGUGGAAGAGAAUGGGAAGCAAUUGUUUAGAAAUGCUCAUGCUCAGUGAUGAGAAUCCAUUACCUGUGUUGACAUUGGCUUAUUAAGAAAAAUCUAAUUAAAAUCAAGAAUUUAUCUGCUUACGAGCUCAUGAUCUUUGCCGUCGAACCCAUAAUGAAGUAACAAUUCUACCGUCUUGAGAAGGGGUUUGUUUCUGUCUGGAUACUUACUGAGAAAAAUCUAAUAAACCUUGCUUGGAA
Molecule: messenger RNA, 2115 nt
Organism: Elgaria multicarinata webbii
Lineage: Eukaryota; Metazoa; Chordata; Lepidosauria; Squamata; Anguidae
Product: cholinesterase-like
Exons: 5
Coding region: 114-1832 (572 amino acids)
Biological process (GO): choline metabolic process; acetylcholine catabolic process
Cellular component (GO): plasma membrane
Molecular function (GO): acetylcholinesterase activity
Source: RefSeq, a predicted model, not a curated record